Molecule: messenger RNA, 975 nt
Organism: Cryptococcus deneoformans JEC21
Lineage: Eukaryota; Fungi; Basidiomycota; Tremellomycetes; Tremellales; Cryptococcaceae
Exons: 3
Coding region: 60-908 (282 amino acids)
Source: RefSeq, a predicted model, not a curated record
UCUUCACAGAGUAUAUCUAUCCCAGGGUUUUUAUACUCUUUUCGCAACUGUCCAGCACCAUGUCCGCCCGUCCGACUGUCCUUACAAGCCUUUUCAAGUCCCUCGGCCUCCGUGCACUCCACACAACCCGUCCAGCCCUUUUUCUGCCGACUCCGGAGCUUCCUCCCAACCCCACAAGUGCUGAAGCUCUUGGAUUUGCUCCGCAGGGUGACAGAAAGAGACAGCUUCCCCAGGACCUAAAAGUAGAGGUCCCAGCUUCCGCAAAUAGAAACGUAUCGGCUCUGAAAGAUGCUGGGAAGCCUGGCAGGGAAAGGCGCCAGCGGGCCACUCCCAACCCUAAUACCGAUGCCGACUUCUUUUCUGGCACUAGUUCCGACUCCCCUGUACCCUUACGACGACCCAAUGCUCGUGCACGUCGUACGAAAAGUGUCUCCCCCGAUCUCGUAGCAGGUGCCGAGUCUGCACUUCCUCCUGAUGUCCAGCGUCGGAAGAGACGUGAUAGAACACCUAAAGAUGGUAAAAUUAGGACUGAGAGGCCAAAGAGAGUUGAUCCUGUUAGAGAAUUCCGGGAGAAAAGGGCUAUGUUACCCAAGAGACACCUUGUCGUAGAUGUAGUGGACCAUUCACCGGAAGGAAUGUUCGGCAAGCAGCGAUUGAUUGGACAAACAUUUAAUAGGAAUGUUGGUUUUGGCAGCCCCCGUCACCCCAUCCCCCUCGAGGCUUCUCAAUUCGUCACCGACUUGCCAGACACUCCUAUUCCUGUGCUUAGCACUAUUCCAGCCAAAGCGCACUAUCAGGCGAUACAACUUGCUGAGUGGUCUGCAGCAUUGAAUGCAACUAUGCAAGGAGACGCCAAAACGGCUCUCCCAGAGGUCGUUAGUAAUGUGAUAGGGGUAGACAGGCAAUGAUCAGUAGCAGGAGUGUAUGGAUCUGUUCAAAUAUCACAAUAUGCAUGUCUUGGCAGCAAUUCCACUA